Messenger RNA from Xylona heveae TC161, 1696 nucleotides. RefSeq names its product fad NAD binding oxidoreductase. Gene Ontology annotation, biological process: retrograde transport, endosome to Golgi. The coding region runs from base 233 to 1462 and encodes 409 amino acids. The transcript has 2 exons. The record is from RefSeq and is a predicted model, not a curated record. Gene Ontology annotation, cellular component: late endosome; cytoplasm. Gene Ontology annotation, molecular function: oxidoreductase activity. Lineage: Eukaryota; Fungi; Ascomycota; Xylonomycetes; Xylonales; Xylonaceae.
CGUCAGAACACCACCAAAGACUUCCUCCUCUUCGGUCUUUUCCAAACAUUUCUUGCCACAUACCCGAGACAAUAUCCGGGCUUUUGCUUUAUAUUAUCAUACAUCUCGAUUGGCACUUCCAAGUCAAUCGGCAUUUCCUGAACAAUUAAGGCUUCCGCAUUCAAGACGGGCGGCAGCGCAAACGCAGUCAAGAAGGCAAUAUUCUAUUGUAAAUCUGCAUUCGCAGGCAAAUAUGGCUGCUCAAGGCGAGAAGAAAAACAUUGUGAUCAUCGGAGGCGGUAUCAUCGGAUGCACUACAGCAUAUUACCUUACUCGACACCCCGCCUAUGAUCCUUCGCUGCACAGCAUUACACUUCUAGAGGCAAGCAAAAUUGCUGGAGGUGCAUCAGGCAAAGCAGGUGGUCUUCUUGGUCUCUGGGCCUACCCUUCUUGCAUCGUACCUCUGAGCUACCGGGAGCAUGCCAAACUCGCAAAGGAACACGGUGGCGAGCAGCGAUGGGGCUACCGUCCCGUACACUGCGGCCAGAUCUCUGCACGUGGACGAUCGUUGAAAGCCCUUGCCGCUGCAGUGGACGGCAAAGGUGGCGAUAGCAAGGUCUCUCUCCAAAAGCGCACAAAAGAAGCCAUUAGCUCUCUCCGAAAAGCCGGAAUCCCAGAGGACCUGGACUGGAUCGCGCCUGAAAGUCUCGAGGAAUACGACGAAAUGGGCGACCCGGAAAACACUGCACAAGUCCACCCAUAUCAGUUCACUACUUCAAUGGCGGCGCUGGCCGAGGAGAAGGGCGCAAAGAUCAUUCUUGGCGCUGUAUCCGACAUUGAAAAGUCUGGAGAUCAAGUCAAAUCUGUGACUUACUCGGACAAGGCUUCUGGAGAAUCGCAUACUAUUCCUGCCACGGACGUCAUCAUCUCCGCCGGUCCAUGGACGCGCAACGUUUACCCCAAAGCACCCAUCUCCUCGAUCCGUGCACACAGCGUCGUUAUCCGCGCGCACUCGCCUAUUUCGCCGUACGCGCUCUUCACCGAGAUCAGCCUCCCGGCUGGCUUCUCAAAGAAGAGCCGGGGCCCCUCGUACGUUGCGCCGGAGAUUUAUGCCCGCCCUAACGACGAGGCAUACUGCUGUGGUGAAGGUGACCGCCUCGUCCCUUUGCCAAAGACUUCUGACGCUGUCGAGGUCGAUGAGUCUCGUUGUCAAGAUAUCCUUGACCAAGUCGCAAGCAUCAGUGACGAGCUGAAAGAUGGCGAUGUCAUUGCCAAACAGGCAUGCUAUCUUCCCAACGUCACGGCUGGAAAUGGCCCCCUCAUUGGCCAGACUGGAACCAAGGGCCUCCUAAUGGCUGCUGGCCACACGUGCUGGGGUAUCCAAAAUGGACCAGGCACAGGAAAGCUGAUGAGCGAGUUUGUCUUUGAUGGCAAGGCGAAGAGCGCCAAUGUCAGCAGCCUGGAUCCUAGAAAGGUGCUGUAACCUUGGCCCGGAUGAUGAGCUUACGUUUUCAAUGACACAAGUGUAAAUGAAUGAAUAUAGAAGGGAGGUUUUUUUUAUUUGGAUGAUUUUUCUCAGGGAGCGAUUCCAAUGCGAAACAUUUUAUAGAUAUGGAAAUGUAACUUUUCAUUAUCCGUUAGAUUGUAUAUAGCAAAACUUCUAGAGAUGGAAUGGCAACCGUGGUUUAUUCCUUCGACUUGAUUCUCACAGAUGGGC